Ipomoea triloba (trilobed morning glory) is the source of this 3735-nucleotide messenger RNA. RefSeq names its product villin-4-like. Gene Ontology annotation, biological process: actin filament severing; cytoskeleton organization. The record is from RefSeq and is a predicted model, not a curated record. Gene Ontology annotation, molecular function: actin filament binding. The transcript has 23 exons. Bases 333 to 3227 code for a protein of 964 amino acids. Lineage: Eukaryota; Viridiplantae; Streptophyta; Magnoliopsida; Solanales; Convolvulaceae.
UAUUUUAGUCUUAAAAAAUCACUUUUUCUUUUUGGUUUGCCUUUUCUUCGCUGCACUUAGUGAUUAGCACGACUGGCAGCUCAUCAUUCCCUCCACCCUCUCUCUAGCUCACGCUAUUGCAAAUCACUUUCCCAUUGCAGUUCAAAAUUAGUGCUUCUCGGUUUCGUAAUUGGAUUUCGAUCUGUUAAUCGCAUCGCUUAGCAUCAAUUCAGUUCCGACGAUUAGAAACUCAUUUACAAAGCCUGUGAAAGCAACUCAUUCAUCCUUGGAUACUCUUCAUCAUUCUCGUUGAUAAAAGUAGAGAAAGAAAUUGGAGACACUGCAAGACUACUAUGUCUGUUUCAAUGAGAGAUUUGGAUCCAGCUUUCCAAGGGGCAGGCCAGAAAGCUGGGAUUGAGAUAUGGCGCAUUGAGAAUUUUCGUCCUGUUCCUAUUUCAAAAUCACAUUAUGGAAAAUUUUUCACAGGAGACUCUUAUGUUGUUCUGAAGACCACUGCCUUAAAAAGUGGUGCCUUACGGCAUGAUAUUCAUUAUUGGCUUGGUAAAGAUACAAGUCAGGACGAAUCUGGUGCUGCAGCCAUUAAAACAGUUGAGUUAGAUGCAGCCCUUGGAGGACGUGCUGUACAAUAUCGUGAAGUACAAGGUCAUGAAACUGAGAAGUUCCUUUCUUAUUUCAAGCCAUGUAUAAUUCCUCAAGAAGGUGGAGUGGCAUCAGGGUUCAAGCAUGCUGAGUUAGAAGAGCACAAGACCUCUCUAUAUAUAUGCAAAGGAAAACAUGUUGUCCAUGUGAAAGAGGUUCCUUUUGCCCGUUCUUCACUCAAUCAUGACGAUAUCUUUAUUCUUGAUACCAAGUCUAAAAUCUUCCAAUUUAAUGGAGCCAAUUCAUCUAUUCAAGAGAGGGCUAAAGCACUUGAAGUUGUUCAGUAUAUUAAAGAUACUUACCAUGAUGGCAAAUGUGAGGUGGCUGCAAUUGAGGAUGGCAAACUGAUGGCUGAUGCUGACACGGGAGAAUUCUGGGGGUUGUUUGGUGGCUUUGCUCCACUUCCAAGGAAAACAGCUAUUGAUGAGACUAAAAGUCUAGAUGUUCUUUCCACCAAAUUGUAUAGAGUUGAUAAAGGGCAGGCAGUACCAAUUGAGGCUGAUUCAUUGACAAAGGAGUUGCUGGAUACAAAUAAAUGCUACAUUCUUGAUGCUGGAAUUGAAGUCUGUGUGUGGAUGGGAAGGAGUACUUCUCUUGAUGAAAGGAAAACUGCAAGUGGAGCUGCAGAUGAAUUAUUAAUUGGCCUUGAUAGAACAAAAUGCCAUGUAGUUCGUGUAAUAGAAGGAUUUGAAACAGUGAUGUUUCGCUCGAAGUUUGACUCUUGGCCCCACUCAGCUGAAGUGGCUGUAUCAGAGGAUGGUAGAGGCAAGGUUGCUGCACUUUUAAAGCGUCAAGGGGUUAACGUGAAGGGUCUAAUGAAAGCGGCUCCUCCCAAGGAAGAACCUCAACCUUAUAUAGAUUGCACAGGAAAUUUGCAGGUUUGGCGUGUGAAUGCUCAGCAGAAAAUGCUUCUUGAAGCAUCUAACCAGUCAAAGUUCUACAGUGGAGACUGUUAUAUAUUUCAAUAUUCUUAUAUGGGUGAAGAUAAAGAGGAAUAUCUUAUUGGCACAUGGUUUGGAAAGCGAAGUGUUGAGGAUGAUCAAGUCUCAGCAACCUUACAAGCAAGUACAAUGGUUGAGUCCCUGAAGUUCUCUGCUACUCAGGCUCGCAUCUACGAAGGAUAUGAACCAAUCCAGUUCUUUGCAAUCUUCCAGAGUUUUAUUGUUUUCAAGGGUGGAUUGAGUGAAGCAUACAAGAAAUUCCUGGCCGAAAAUGAACUUCCUGAUGAUACGUAUAAUGAGGAUGGAAUUGCGUUGUUUCGAGUACAGGGCACUGGACCUGAUAACAUGCAAGCCAUCCAAGUUGAACCAGUUGCAUCAUCCUUGAACUCCUCCUACUGUUACAUACUACACAAUGGCUCCUCUAUCUUUACUUGGUCUGGAAAUCUCACAAGCUCUGAGGACCAGGAACUUGUUGAGAGGCAAUUGGAUCUUAUAAAGCCUGACUUGCAGUCUAAGCUGCAGAAAGAAGGUGCAGAAUCUGAAUUAUUUUGGGAUAUAUUGGGUGGAAAAUCUGAAUACUCUAGCCAGAAAACUGGAAGGGAUGCUGAAAGUGAUCCUCAUCUGUUCUUGUGCACCUUCUCAAAGGGAGAUCUGAAGGUGAAUGAAAUUUACAACUUCAAUCAGGAUGAUCUUAUGACUGAAGACAUAUUCAUCCUUGAUUGUCAUUCAGACAUUUAUAUCUGGGUUGGGCAGCAGGUUGAAUACAAGACUAAAAUGCAAGCUUUAGCUAUUGGGGAGAAAUUCCUCGAGCAUGAUUUCCUUCUGGAGAAGUUAUCUCGCCAGGCUCCAAUAUACAUUGUUAUGGAAGGGAGUGAACCUCCUUUCUUCACUCGCUUUUUCACCUGGGACUCUGAAAAAUCUGCUAUGCACGGAAACUCAUUCCAAAGGAAACUUACUAUACUGAAAAGUGGGGGCACCCCAGCAGUGGAGAAAGUGAAAAGGAGAACGACUAGUUCAUAUGGUGGAAGGUCUGCUGCACCAGAUAAAUCACGUUCUAGAAGCAUGUCAUCCAGCCCUGACCGAGUUCGAGUCAGGGGUAGAUCUCCUGCAUUCAAUGCCCUAGCUGCUAAUUUUGAGAACCCAAAUGCAAGGAACCUUUCAACUCCUCCACCAAUGGUAAGAAAGGUUUAUCCAAAAUCUGUUACCCCAGAUUCAGCAAAACUGGCUCCCAAGUCAUCAGCCAUUUCAGCACUGAGUGCAACCUUUGAAAAACAUCCUCCACCCCGGGAAGUCAUUAUACCACGCUCUAUUAAAGCGAGCACUGAAGCACCAAAACCGAACCCCGAUGAUAAUUCUAAACGGAACUCUACUAGUUCUAGUGGAGUAGAGGUGCCCAAACCUAAACCAGAAGCAAUGCAAGAAGAGGUAAAAGAGGGUGAAGCUAAAGAUGAUGGACAUCCAGUAUACCCUUAUGACCAGCUCAAAACAACAUCAAAGGAUCCUGUUACUGAAAUUGAUGUAACAAAACGAGAGACAUAUUUGUCCUCGGUGGAGUUCAGAGAGAAAUUUGGAAUGACUAAGGAUGCUUUCUAUAAGUUACCAAAGUGGAAGCAGAACAAACUGAAAAUGACCCUUCAAUUGUUCUAAAGCAUCAGAUCGGAUCCUGUGUUCAGCAGUUGGGGUCCGGUUUCAGGUCAGGGAUGGCAUCAGUGCAUUUUUAGCUGCUUCUGCUCCUGAUGUUUGUUUCCUAGUUGGUGGAGGGAAUAGAAGAUCCAUUAACUUCUUCACUUUGAGUUAUCUAUUCUUUAAUGGGUUGGUUGCUUGAUAUUCUUUUCUGGUCAUAGCCUUGUUGUGAGCUUGUAAUUUGUUUGUGCUUCAUUUUUAUUUAUUUAUUUAUUUUCAUUUUCAUUUUCUGCAAAUUUUGCCAUUAACCCUAUGAUUUCCGGUUCAUUAGGGUGCUUUUGGUAGAUAACUACUAGUUGUCCUUGUGGCAAUCUGGAUGUAUGGGAAUCUAGAUUGCCUGUAAUUUUAUUGGUGGCAAUUAGCAAAAUCGCCAUUAUAGGUUUUACUGUGAGUGAGUGUGCAGAUGUGUAAACUAGUCCGCUUGUUAUUGCUUGGCCAAUGACUCAAUGAAGCUACAAACUUUAUUAUGAGU